Molecule: messenger RNA, 2327 nt
Organism: Cicer arietinum (chickpea)
Lineage: Eukaryota; Viridiplantae; Streptophyta; Magnoliopsida; Fabales; Fabaceae
Source: RefSeq, a predicted model, not a curated record
AAGAAGAAAAGAAAGGCAGAGAGACAUGAAUCCUCAAAAUCAAAAGGAUAAAACAAAAAUCAAUGUUAUUGUUGUUGUUGUCGUGUCACCCUGAAAACCAAAGCUAAUGUUUUGUUCAGCUUCACCAUACAAAGAUGCCAUUUAUUCUUCUUCAACCUUGUAAGUCUUCCUUAUGCUUUCACUGUAACUCCUUCAUUUUCACCAACAAAAAAUCACAUACAAAACACCCAUCUUCAACACCCAACAACAAAUUUUGCUCUUUUCGUCCUCAUGGUUCAAUGCUUUCCAAAAAAGUUUCUAUCUUGAGUCAUACCCACUUCAAUUUUUGCUCAAGGAAUAGUGGAUUUGAUGGUUUUUCAAGUAAAGAAGCAAUUGAUGACGAAAUACAAGAGGUUGAAAGCCUUGAGUUGUUAAACAAGCCUUCACCUGUUUUUGAAGUUGAAUUGGAACAAGAGAAACCUUCCAAAGAGGAAGCUUUAGCACCCUUUAUGAAAUUUUUCAAAGGUACUGAUUCUAUCAAAGAGGUUGAAAAAGAAGAAGAAGAUAAUGAGGUAUUGGAAGUUUCAGAAGAAAAAGAUUAUGUGAGUGAUGAGACUGAAAAAAGAGAAGAUGAAGAAAAAGAAGAAGAAGAUAAGAAGGUCAAUGUUGAGUACUAUGAGCCUAAACCUGGUGAUUUUGUAGUUGGUGUUGUUGUUUCAGGUAAUGAAAACAAGCUUGAUGUGAAUGUUGGAGCUGACUUACUAGGUACAAUGUUAACCAAGGAAGUGCUUCCCUUGAAUGGUAGAGAAAUGGAGAAUUUGUUAUGUGAUGUGGAUAGGGAUGCAGAGAGUUUUAUGGUUGAUGGGAAGAUGGGGAUUGUUAGGAAUGAUGAAGCAAUGAGUGGAGUACCAAUUUCAGGAAGGCCUGUUGUAGAGACUGGAACCAUUUUGUUUGCUGAGGUUUUAGGUAGAACACUUAGUGGUAGACCAUUGCUUUCUACUAGAAGGCUCUUUCGCCGGAUUGCUUGGCAUCGAGUGAGGCAGAUGCAACAGCUCAAUGAGCCUAUUGAGGUUAGAAUUACAGAGUGGAAUACUGGAGGCCUGCUAACAACGAUUGAGGGUUUGCGAGCUUUUCUACCCAAAGCUGAGCUUGUAACGAGAGUAAAUAGCUUUACCGAAAUGAAAGAAAAUGUAGGGCGUCGUAUGUAUGUAGAAAUCACUCGAAUAGAUGAAGCUAAAAACUCUCUGUUACUUAGUGAAAAGGAAGCUUGGGAAAAGCUAUGUCUUCGCGAGGGGACACUUUUAGAUGGAACCGUAAAAAAGAUCUUUCCAUAUGGGGCCCAAAUUAAGAUAGGAAAAAGUAACAGAAGUGGGUUGCUGCAUGUUUCAAAUAUCAGUCGAGCUGAAGUUACUUCUGUCAGUGACAUACUUUCUGUUGAUGAAGAGGUCAAGGUUCUUGUUGUGAAGUCAAUGUUCCCUGAUAAAAUCUAUUUGAGCAUUGCAGACCUUGAAAGUGAACCUGGCCUUUUCCUUUCAAAUAAAGAGAGAGUAUUUCUAGAGGCUGAUAUGAUGGCAAAGAAAUAUAAGCAAAAGCUACCUCAUUCUAUGGUCACUACACGAUUAUCAGGACCCUUGCCAACUAGUGCUUUGCCCUUUGAAAAUGAAGCACUUUAUUAUGCAAACUGGAAGUGGUUUAAGUUUGAAAAAUGAUUAUGAAACAAGUUGACACAAGAGCAUGAAAUAAAUUAUUCGCUAAGAGAAGCUCAAUUGAGAGAACCCGGCAUUGCGUCGAUCAUCGGUCCCAUGACGGAUUUGCCUUUUUGAAAGAAAAAAGCAUGAAGAGCGUCCUCGACCUCGAGUGAAGAAACUUUUGAUGUUGUCAUUGUUCACCUAUAUUGUUUGGGCACAUAAAGAGCACGAGAAGUAUGUGGUGAAAAGAAUCACUGCCUGAUUAACUUUUUUUUUUUUCACCUUUUAAUUUCUCUUCAAUUUAAUUUUUUUAUAGUUUCUUUGUCCUCCAUUUUAGACAUCAUACUAUAGAUAGGUUCAUAUAGUUGGAUGUAAAUUCUGAGGGGAAACUAAAGUAACUUGAUUUUGAUCUGUUGUCACAGAAGUUUCUUACACUAUCAUCUAAUUAUGUGUUGACACUUUUGACGUUUUAAUUCAAAAGAUUCAUUAAAUGAUGUUUUAAAACAUAUUGUUAAAUGAUAGUGUAAAGUUUCUACCUUGUGAAGAACAAAAUUAAAUCCAAGUUGUAAUUACUCCGAUUCACUCAAUUUUUUAUUUGAUUUUUUCAUUUUAAUGUUUUCCUGCUUUUGUCUCUUUAUGAAUAAGAACUGCAGUAUAAUA